AUGAGGGCGCCUCGCCUAUCUUUCUCGGGCGUAGGCACGUCUGCCAGCGCGAGAGCCUCCUCCAGCUCCAGCGUCAGCGUCGCGCGAAUCGCUCAGCCACGUCGCCUCUCGACACAACCGCAACAUCCAGCACCCACUGCUUCGUACCCGCCCGAGCUCUUCCAGGACAUCGUACACCGCUCUCUCCGAUCGGCGCCUUCGCCUCGCGAUGCCAAGUGGAGCACCGCUAUGAGCUGGGCGCCCGCGCAGGACAUUGAUGCCGCACCUGCGACCGCCCCCCAAGCCAAGACGGGCAAGGCACGCACAUCCGCCCUUCCGACAUUCAACACAUCCAUGCUCAUCCUGCGUCUCAUCCGCAACAACCGCAUCCUCUCUGCCAUGACCGCAUUCACAGAGCACAUGAACAACAACUCCCUCCCGCCAUUCACGCACGACCAGCUCGAGGCGAUCAUCCUCGCGCUGCGCAUCCAGAGCCGCCGCCACGCAUCAGCACGUCCAACGCCCAUGCCGCAGCCAGCCGACAGGCACGCAGAGCUAUGGCGACCCUCGCGCCUCGAUCCCUCCGUCUCGGCCAAGUCGCUCCCCAUCCCCGUGCAGUGCAUGUACGCAAUGUCGGCCGUGUACGACGCCUCGAUCGAGCACAAGCACAGACCCACCGCAAAGAUGGUCACGGCCAUGCUCGCCACCUUUGCCACCACCCUCGCGCCCGAACAGCUGCUACACGCUGCACGCACCGCCAUCCAGCACCUCUUCCCCGCCACCACGUCUCAGCGCAAGAUCGGCGUCUUCUGGCGCUUCAUCAGCCUCCGCGCACUCUCCACCUUUAUUCGCGUGUUUGGGCGUGCAGGCGUGCCCGAAGAGGGCGAAGAGUUCCUGCGACAGUGGACCCGAGCUCAGCGCGCCGGCGCGGCCCAGCCGGAUGCAGCCAUGCUGCAAGCCGACAUCACCCUCGACCUAGCCGGAUGGGGUAGCAACAUCCUCGUGUGGCAGGCGCUCAUCAAUGCCAGGAUCGACGCGGGUCACCUCGCCGAAGCGCGCAAGUGGCUCGACAGGUACAGGCUGGCCACCAAGCAGCUGAGUGCCGCAGCCACAGGCGAGGCUGCCAACGCUCUGCCCAUCCGGUCCGAGCCGUACCUCGCCUACAUGGCCGGCGUGCGCAACUCGGCCAGGAAUCUGCGCUCGGUCGGAAAGAUCCGCCGCGUCAUCUCGUCCACCCACGACGUCGUGCGCCUCAUGGCCGCAGACCACGUGCCCAUCGAAUCCUCGGUGCUCGCCUUUGUGCUCGACUGCGACGCCAGGCUCGGCGAUGUCGACGGCGGCGCUUCGCUCCUUCACGAGCUUGGCGACCUCAUCCACACCAUGGCGCUCGCCGAUCCCGCGCUGCUCCGUUCGCUUCUGCACAUGCGUCGUGCUGUCGUCAGCAGCGCCUCUGCUGCGGGCGCGCGCUCGAAUCUGUCAAAUCUGCCGUCGACACGCUCGCUCAUCCGCUCGCUCGUGCGCGUCGGCGAGGGCGAGACACCCGCAUUGGGCGACCACAUGGCAGAGUGCCGCAGCCGCGGCAUGCUCAACGACGCCCUCGUCACCGUGAUGGCCGAACGCGACUAUCCCGCCGCCGUGGUUCUGCUCAACCUGUUUGAGCGCUGGAUGAUCACCGUCUCGCAGACGACGUACAGCAUCGUGCUCACCUCGCUCGUGUCGCACGGCCAUCACGAUGCGCUGCGCGGCGAAGCAGCCCAGGCGACGCGCUCCGACAGCGUACACAGCCUCGAGGCGACGCUGCAGAGCAUGGCGCGCGAGGGCAACGGCGAGCAGGCGGACACGAUCCGCAGAGCGCUCGGCGACCGCGUGCUCCAUUCCCACACAUUCGUCGCGUCCGCUCGGCCCGCAACGCCGCUGAGGAAGACGCAGUUCCUGGUGCGCAUCCUCAACCGCGUGUGUGCGGCCGAAAUCGAGGCGGCCGAGGGCAGAGAGCAACUGCCCGCGUGGGCGGUGCGCGUGACGGCGAUGCAGACGCAGCACUGGAAAGACGACGUGCGCAGUGUGGUGGCCAAGGCCAUCACUAUAGCGCAAACCGGCCUGCUGGGGCCCAAGGACACGCGCAAGCAGCGCAUCGUGGGUCCAGCCAAGGCGCCGCUGCUCUCUGCAGCUGCGCCACGGCUCUCGCCCAAACGCAAACACUUCACCGCCCCACCUGCCACAUGGAGCCGGGAACUGAGCACGUCGGCGGCAGCGCGCGAGACGGCUGCGAGCUGCGAUCUGGCAGCGUCGGCCAAGGGCGACAAUACGCAUCUGGAGCCCGUGCGCACCGUCUACAUCCCGGGUUUCGUGCCGUACGAUCUGGGCCUGGCGCUGCAGGAGCACCUGGUGCAGGAGCGUGCACAGGCACGUCAGGCGCUGCGCGUCCUGGAUGACGCCAGUUCGACUUCAGCCUCGGUGCGUGCGGGGCUGACACUCGUAUCGCCCUCUGCGUCCGAAGCUGCCCUGCGCGCACAGGCUGCGCAGGAUACGCUGCUGUUGCUGCAGCAUCGACCCGUGUACACCGAGGGGCGACGGGAGGAAUCCGAGAACUUUGACGUUGCCGAAGCUCUGCGCGCGCUCGGGGCGGAUUACAAGCUCACCAAGCGCGGUGGGCAGAUCACCUACCACGGACCGGGUCAGUUGGUGGGCUAUCCGAUCCUGAAUCUGGGUGCUAUGGGGUUGGCGAGUCGGUGCUACGUGGACCGUGUGCAGGAUUCGUUGAUCUCGCUGCUGGCUACGCGCGGGAUUGGGACGGUGGAUCCGCCGGAUGCGCAUACGGGCGUGUGGGCGGACGAGUACCACAAGAUCGCGAGCAUCGGGAUCCAGGUGCGUCACCGUGUCUCGAGUCACGGCUUUGCGCUCAAUGUCGAGCAGCGUGCCAUGCGUGGAUUCCGACACAUUGUGGCGUGCGGCAUCGUGGGUAGGAGCAUGACGUGUGUGCAUGAUCGUCUCGACCCCACGGGGCCUUUUGCGCGGUACAAUUCGGGCAAGCAGGGCGAUAAGGACGAAUCGGUGGAGAGUGUUGCAAAAGACUAUGUGCGACACUUUGGCAAGGUGUUCAAGAGGACCACAAGGCAGGCGACGCACGAAGAGAUCAGCUUUCAACUGGCACCCGAGGACAAGGCUAGUCUGAUGCGCGAGAGGCUCGGUAUCGAUGUAGGCCAUGACGAACAAGUGGUGCAGGCGAUUCGUGUGGGCGAUCAUCGUGUGCAGGUAGCGUAG
Messenger RNA from Moesziomyces antarcticus, 3240 nucleotides. RefSeq names its product chloroplast lipoate protein ligase. Bases 1 to 3240 code for a protein of 1079 amino acids. The transcript has a single exon. Gene Ontology annotation, biological process: protein lipoylation. Gene Ontology annotation, molecular function: lipoyl(octanoyl) transferase activity. The record is from RefSeq and is a predicted model, not a curated record. Gene Ontology annotation, cellular component: mitochondrion. NCBI's taxonomy places the organism in Eukaryota, Fungi, Basidiomycota, Ustilaginomycetes, Ustilaginales, Ustilaginaceae.